AUGAAAGUUCCAGUCGCCCCCCACCACCAACACGUCCAUGCCGUGGACCAGGGCUUGAUCGAAGCCCUGAGCUACUUCUCCGAGGAGGCGACGGCUCCAGUCAUCGUGAAUGUCGGGACGCCGAGGAGGAACAAAGACUCGGUCGCCGAGAACGUCGACUUGAUGCUGCUGUCGCUGGACGUCCAAGAACUCUUGCGUUCCGACGAGAACGACCAGCAACAACAACAACAACGACGAAUUGUCAAUGCCUCUGGACAAGCAAUCGCAGGUGUGUGA
Hyaloperonospora brassicae is the source of this 276-nucleotide messenger RNA. NCBI's taxonomy places the organism in Eukaryota, Oomycota, Peronosporomycetes, Peronosporales, Peronosporaceae. The record is from the annotation of a GenBank genome assembly.